GCCCGCAGCCACGACGUCUACUCGCAUCCCAAUCUCCGUCGUCCCCCGCGGCCCCGCCUCACUCCUUACGCCGCACUCCACCUCCACAUCGCCGCCCACACCCGACCGCGUGGCCGGCCUCAUGUGGGAGCGCGGCAGGCCGCCCCGCAAGCCGCGCCCGUCCCCAAUCCUCGUGCCGCCGCCACCGUCGUCGCCGCCUCCCCGCCUGAACCUCCUCCUCCCGAGAUCCCUCCUCGCGCUCGCCGCGCGCGCCAUGCCGUCGCGCCGCCCCUCCCCGGUCCUCCUCCUCCUCCUCGCGCUCUCGCUCGCCCUCCUCUUCCUUCUCCUCUCCCCUUCCUUCCCCUCCACCUCCCGCUUCUCUCGCUCCCUCAGCUCUGGCUCCGCUUUCGCCUCCUCAUCUCCGGCGUCAACCUCCGCCCCGCCUGCACCCGUCAAGAUCUACCUGUACGACCUGCCGGCCAAGUUUACCUACGGCGUCGUCCGUAGCUAUAAGGCUGCGCGUGCGACAUCUGGCUCCGCGGACGCCGCUGCUACUCUGCCCGACGAGCAACUGCGGUACCCGGGACACCAGCACUCGGCGGAGUGGUGGCUCUUCAAGGACCUGCUCCGACGCAGGCCGCAGGACCGCCCCGUGGCACGCGUGGACGACCCGAGCGACGCCGACCUCUUCUACGUGCCCUUCUUCUCCUCUCUCAGCCUUGUUGUCAACCCCAUCCGCUCUCCGCUGGCAGCAAACGCCUCUGGGGCGGGGACAGCGUACAGCGACGAGGCCUUGCAAGAGGAGUUGCUAGAGUGGCUGGAGCGGCAACUUUACUGGCAGCGCCACAGGGGGAGGGAUCACGUUUUCAUCUGCCAGGAUCCCAAUGCCCUUUACAGGGUGGUCGAUCGGAUCAGCAAUGCCGUACUCCUGGUUUCUGAUUUCGGCAGGUUGCGCAGCGACCAGGCAUCUCUCGUCAAGGAUGUCAUCCUGCCCUACUCACAUCGAAUCAACUCCUUCAAGGGUGAGGUCGGGGUGGAUGGUCGCCCCUCUUUGCUGUUCUUCAUGGGCAAUAGGUACCGCAAGGAGGGAGGGAAGGUUCGUGAUGCACUUUUUCAGAUUCUUGAAAACGAGGAUGAUGUAACCAUAAAACAUGGAACACAAUCGAGGGAGAGUCGGCGUGAAGCUACACAAGGAAUGCACUCAUCUAAAUUUUGCCUGCAUCCUGCCGGAGAUACUCCCUCAGCAUGCAGAUUAUUUGAUGCACUUGUCAGUCUGUGUGUUCCUGUUAUAGCCAGUGAUUACAUUGAACUUCCAUUCGAAGAUAUUAUAGACUACAAUAAAAUAUCAAUAUUUGUUGGGACAAGCAAAGCAGUACAGCCUGGAUACUUAACUUCAACUCUUCGAAGAAUCAGUUCAGAGAGGAUUCUGGAGUACCAGAGGGAAAUAAAAAAGGUCAGACAUUACUUUGAGUACGAGGAUCCGAAUGGACCAGUGAAUGAGAUUUGGCGCCAAGUAUCCCUUAAAGCACCACUGAUAAAGUUGUUGACUAACCGCGACAAACGGUUGCUUGAAAGAGGCACCAAUGGAACAGAUUGUUCGUGCAUCUGCUCUACAACUCCAACUGACAUAACUGCGGCCAGUUAAACAAGAUGGAACUCAUCGGCCUACAAGCUCUGUGCCUAUUUCCUGUGAUCACAUUGCCUGAAUUUUUUAGGUUGUACAGUUCCAUGUAAAACGAGAUUACCAGCCACUAUUUUUGAACAGUAAAUUUACUAAUUACCACAAUCCUUGAGUUUUUACUAGAUUUGUAUAGGAGGAGCGGAUAGUCAGGAACCUUACAGUGCCCUUUUUGUAUUGUAAGUUACAUUAGCUAUUUUUUGUUGUCGGCAGUUCGCUGCCCUAGUUUUUCGACCUACAUAAGCAUCAAUCCCCGUGCCAGUGCGUGGACCAA
Molecule: messenger RNA, 1931 nt
Organism: Zea mays
Lineage: Eukaryota; Viridiplantae; Streptophyta; Magnoliopsida; Poales; Poaceae
Product: exostosin-like protein
Exons: 3
Coding region: 122-1624 (500 amino acids)
Molecular function (GO): glycosyltransferase activity
Source: RefSeq, marked validated